AAAUGUAUAUGAUCGGGAAAAAUUAUCGGGAAUGAUUGGAAUUGAAUCAGGAGCAAAAAAAAGCAAUCGGAUCGGGAAAUAUCGGGAUCGGCAGAUACUCAAACUAAAACGAUCGGAAUCGGAUCGGGAGCAAAAAAACAUGAUCGGAACAACUCUACCAAAAACACAUCGAAACAAGUCAUUGACAAUAGUCAACAAGGCUCGCGCUAGCCAUGUUGAAUAAACGUCUCCAUUCUCCACUCACGCUAAUUACUUGUCGCUUUAACAACGUCACGUCUGCCCGACGCUGAUUGGUCCACUCCGCUGUCUGUUUGCUGUGGCUUGCUCCGCUCUCGGAAUUUGAACCGCCGGACGGUCGGCAGACUCAAUCUCUGGAACAGCGGUGAGUCUGGUAUACCAGGCAAGUCAUACCUUGAGUUCAGUUCUGUUAAAAGGAACCACAGACAGAAAGACUUGUAGUUCUUAACAGAUAAAAUGUUAGUAUGAGUUCUGGGCAGCGCUGCUGUGCUUCCACAGUGUCACUCGUAAGCUACAUAAACAUGUCGUCGGUUCUGCCCUUCCAAUUUGAACCCGAGCAGGACAGUACUGUUGAUAUUUCACAAAACGAACAGCAAAAGCAAUUAAUUGAAGGUAUCCAGCGGGAUUCGAAAUCGCUUUUCACAUGCGACAGACGAGCGCGUAGACCACAGGACUAUACUUCAGCGUGAUGUGAGAGUCAUGAUUUUCCAUAUCAAGCAAUCGCAACCCAGAUGCGUUGUCUGUCUGUGUGAUAAAACCCGAAAGGGAAAUAAAACUGAAAAGAAAGUGCGACGGGCUUGAGAGCAGAAUUAGACUGCAACCAGACAACAAUAACACAGGGAUUGUGUGCAAGGGUUUAUUGACCACACAAAAAGGGAAAAGGGAGACACAAAAAGGGCCUGUGACAGUGGGUCGAGUUCAAUAAAAAAUAUUUUUUUAAAAAACAGAGGGAAAAUUGUGGUGAGAGGCAGACAAACGAAAAAAACAAGGCAAUGAUGCAAUUAGCAACGAAGAGAUAUACAAACUGUCAAAUGGAAAAUGUCUCGGCAAGACGCCUAGGAUCGGUUUAAAGACACUGCUAAUGAGCUGGAGGAAUUAGAUGCAGGUACAACAUUGGAAACUCAGCUCUGUAACAAAACAAUCUGACCAACAGCAGAAUGUGACAGAAUCAUGCUAGUCGUCAUACUAGCUUCGCUUGCUAGCUAGCACAGCUACUCUCCCAGCGCGUCAUCACCCCCAGCGCGCAUUUCGCAUGUAAAGCAUGGCGCCCUCUGUAGGUCAAAAAAUGUACUAUAUAUUGUAGAUUUUUAAAUCAAUGGCAAUAAUACCGUAUUGGCCCGAAUAUAAGACGGCCCUGAUUAUAAGCUGACCCCCUCUUUUUCAAGACUCAAGUUUGAAAAAAGACUUUUUGAACACCAAAUUAAUUUUUAUACAGAAAAUAAUUACGGUACAUCCGAAACAAAUGAUUAUAACAAUAUAUUUGAGAGAAAAAGCAUGUUAUUUUGCCUCAUUCAAAUCUUAAUAUCUGAACAUUUAAAUAUGUAAACUAAAGUGCAAUCACAUUUGUAAAUGAAUGGCUUCUGGUUUUUGAAAUGUAAAUAAACCAAUCUAUAGUGAUGAAACAACAAAAUUGCAAUAACUGCAUUAACCAUCAAAGUGAAGUCUAACUGUAACUGUAGUCUUGAAACAAAUCUGAGUAAGGAAAAACAUUGCAAUAAAAUAAUGCGAACUGGUUAAACUUGAGAGUAGCUGAGAUCUGUCAUGACAGAACAUUCCUUCAAUGAUAUCUGGCGCCAUCUAGCGUCGUGAAUGGGUAUAAUGUCUAGACCGCGAAUAUAAGACGACCCCCACUUUUUCAGUCUUAUUUCAAUGCAAAAAACACCGUCUUAUAUCCGGGCCAAUACAGUAUAUGUGUUUCUAAUAAAAUAUUUUAGUAAAAGAGAACAAUUGUGGCUUAUUAGAGCCUACAAGUCUUUAAGUCCGAGAUUCCCUUUUAGUUUGUGGCCAAGUGUGUGUGUGUGGUCAUUGGGAUUACCCAUUGAGUUCACCUGUUGUGGCCCGCUCGUUGUAUAUCCACCAAUCAGCCACCUCUUGUAUCACCCACCUGUGCUUCAUUUUCUCGUUACACCUUGUCUGUUUAUUAUUUUCCCAGUUUUCUGUUCCCUCCUUGUUGCAUUGUCGAUGUCUAUCCAAGCAUCUGAUCUCGUCAUCAUUCUUGCCCUUGUUGGUCCUGGAUGCCUGCGACAAAUGUUGUGUGGCUGAAAAGGCAGCGCACGCCACCUAGGCUCUUUGCCUAGUUGACGCUUGAAGAAUUGACUGGGGCCGUGCUGGAUGGAGGCCAAGACACUGGAUGGCGAAGACGAGGAAGCCCACAUUCUCGGGAAUCGCUUGUGAUGUCUCUUGUCUUUCUGUCACGUUUGGAAGGAUGGCCAAAAGAAUCCGAAUAGACACUCAAGGCUAGAGAAACACUGCAAAAAUUGCUUUUUUUUGCCUUUAAGAGCCUCCAGUAGACACUAAGCUAUUCUAUCUCCCUCUUGUUGUUUUGGAUGCAUAUGCAUUAGUUGCUUGACUCUAAGCAUCAUGGCCAGGUGUCACAACAAAGCCUCUUGGUUAUUGUUUUUAGUUCAUUUGGUGCUAACAGGAAGAGCGUUGGAAUAUGAAGGCAUUCCAGGUCAGUGGACACGUUACGGACAAUGGGACGCCAAGACGACGGCUGAGCUCAGCUUCAUCCUGAAGACAAACAUCAGCAAAGCUCUGGUGCUCUACUUAGACGACGGCGGAGACUGCGACUUUCUGGAGCUGCUCGUAUCCGACGGGAGACUCCAGUUACGCUUCGCCAUCCACUGCGCCGAGCCGGCUUCACUACACACGGAGACUCGGAUCGAUGACCUCCGCUGGCACCGAGUCGUACUCUCGCGGAACUACCGGGAGACCAAGCUGCUUGUGGACAAUGAAGAGAAGGCGGCCGAAGUCAAGUCUAAGAGGAAAGAGAUGGUGGUGGCCAGCGACCUCUACGUGGGCGGGAUCUCGCCCGACGUGCGUCUCUCCGCUCUGACGUCCAGCACCGCCAAGUACGAGCCACCGUUCCGUGGCCUCAUCGCCAAUCUGAAAGUGGGCGAAGCUCUGCCGGUGCUCUUGGACGGCCAAUCGGUCCACAGCGACAUGGACUACAUCUGUUCCACGCACUCACCCUGUAAUAACGGAGGCCUGUGUUCCGUCAGCCAGGGGGAGGUCCUUUGUAACUGCAUCAACACCAGCUACGUGGGAAGCUACUGCCACGACGCAGGUGUCCAAAAAGAAGUAGAAGGUCUGGCGCACCUGAUGUUAAAUCGCCAAGUCUUAAGCCAAGGCCAGGGGGAGUCAAUGGCGACAUUUAAAGGCAACGAGUACUUCAGCUACAACCUGUCGCAGACGCCCAUUCAGAGCAGCUUGGAUGAAAUCACGCUGUCCUUCCGCACGCUGCAAAGGAACGGCCUGCUGCUUCAUACGGGCAAAUCGGGAGAUUACGUCAACCUGUCUUUGAGAGACGGAGCUCUGUGGCUUGUCAUUAACUUGGGCUCCGGUGCGUUCGAGGCCCUCGUGGAACCGGCCAGCGGAAAGUUCAACGACGACAUCUGGCACGAUGUUCGAGUGACGCGCAAUCUCCGCCAGGUGACCGUUUUGGUCGAUGGGAUACUGACCACCACAGGCUACACCCAAGAGGACUACACCAUGCUGGGCUCUGAUGACCUUUUCUACAUCGGAGGCAGUGUAGACACGGCUGACCUACCGGGUUCGCCAGUCAGCAACAACUUCAUGGGCUGCCUUAAAGACGUGGUCUACAAGAAUAAUGAAUUCCGACUGGAGCUGUCACGGCUGGCUGAGCAGCGGGACCCGAAAAUAAGUAUCCAUGGUGACUUGACGUUCAGCUGCGAGAGCGUGGAGGCCCUGGAGCCGGUCACCUUUGACACGCCGGCCGCCUACUUGACAUUGCCCAGGUGGAACACAAAGAAGACAGGCACCAUAUCGCUGGACUUUCGCACCACGGAGCCCAGCGGCUUGCUGCUGUUCAGCCACGGCAGCCUGCUGGGGGCCCUGCCUGAGAGCAAGCUCCGGGCUGACUUCUUUGCCAUCGAGCUGCUGGAUGGAUUCCUCUACCUGGUCAUGGAUAUGGGCUCCGGCAGCAUCAAAAUAAAAGCCAGCGAUAAGAGGCUUGAUGACGGCCAGUGGUGCCACGUGGACUUUCAGAGGAAAGGGCGCAGUGGCUUUAUUUCGGUGAACGGCAAGAGCGUCCCGUUUUCCGCUAACGAGGGCAGCGAGAUCCUCGACCUGGACGGGGAUAUGUAUCUCGGGGGUCUUCCUGACGAACGCCAAGGUCUCAUGCUCCCCCCGGAGGUGUGGAGCGCCUCUCUAGGCCUGGGCUACGUGGGCUGCGUGCGGGACCUCUUCAUUGACGGCCAGAGCCGCAACCUGUGGCGGCUGAGCGAGAUUCAGGGCACCGCGGGCGUCAGCAGCUUGUGCACCAGAGAGACUCACGUCAGGUGCGGCCGAGACACGUGUGCCAACGGGGGGCACUGCAAGGAGGGCUGGAAUCGACACAUAUGUGACUGUAGUUCAACCGGCUACCUGGGGCCCAACUGUGAGAAAGAUGCCACAGUGGUGAGCUACGACGGCAGCAUGUACCUGAAGGUCAUGCUUCAGAGGACACUGCACACGGAGGCCGAGGAUGUGUCCCUGCGUUUUAUGUCCCAGAGGGCCUUUGGGCUGCUGGUGGCCACCACGUCUCAGCAGUCAGCGGACACCCUGCGCGUGGAGCUGGACGCGGGCCGAGUCAAGCUGACGGUCAACUUGGAUUGUAUCAGGAUAGACUGUAAUCUCAGCAAAGGACCCGAAGUACUCCUGCUGGGUGACAAGCUGAAUGACAAUGAGUGGCACGCCGUUAAGGUGGCUCGGCGGGGAAAACAUUUGCAGCUCUCUGUGGACAAUGUCACCGCCGAAGGCUUCAUGAGCGGUGCUCACACCCGCUUGGAGUUCAACAACAUCGAGACAGGCAUCAUGACAGAGCGCCGAUUCACUUCGGUCAUUCCUUCCAACUUCAUCGGCCACCUGCAGGCCCUCUCUUUCAACGGCAUGCUAUACCUGGACCAGUGCAAGAACGGAGACAUCUCCUACUGCGAGCUGAACGCACGCUUCGGCAUGAGGCACAUCGUGGCCAAUCCUGUGACCUUCAUGACCCAGGCCAGCUAUUUGGCCUUCUCCACCUUGCAAGCCUACGCCUCCAUGCACCUGUUCUUCCAGUUCAAGACCACCAGUCCUGACGGCCUCAUACUGUACAAUUCUGGAGAUGGGAGUGACUUCAUUGUGGUGGAACUGGUUAAAGGGUUCAUACAUUACGUCUUUGACCUGGGAAAUGGCCCAUCGCUGAUGAAGGGAAACUCAGAGAAGCCUCUCAACGACAACCGAUGGCACAACGUGGUCAUCUCCCGUGACAACGAUAACGUGCACACGCUUAAGAUUGAUGUUCGCACCGUCACCCAGCACGCCAACGGAGCACGCAACCUGGAUUUGAAAGGGGAGCUGUACAUUGGAGGUGUCGGGAAGAGCAUGUACAGCAGCCUCCCUCGACUGAUCGCAUCCCGGGAAGGUUACAAGGGCUGCUUGGCAUCCGUGGAUUUGAACGGAAGACUCCCCGAUCUGCUAGUAGACGCCCUUCAGAAAGUGGGCGAGGUGGAUCACGGCUGCGGAGGUCCCAGCACCACUUGCACAGAGGACUCGUGCCACCAUCAAGGAGUGUGUCUGCAACUAUGGGAAGGCUUUUCAUGUGACUGCAGCAUGACAACAUACGGAGGCCCCUUCUGCAGUGACCCUGGAACCACAUACAUCUUCGGGAAAGGAGGCGCUCUCAUCACGUUCACAUGGGCCCCUAACGAGCGGCCCAGCACCCGGGCCGACCGACUCGCCGUGGGCUUCAGUAGCUUGCAAAAGGACGCCAUUUUGGUGCGGGUGGAGAGCACCCACGGGCUCGGAGACUAUCUUCAACUGCACAUAGAUCAAGGCAAAAUCGGCGUCAUAUUCAACGUGGGGACGGACGACAUCACCAUUGAUGAGCCCGCUGUCAUGGUAAAUGACGGCAAGUACCACGUUGUACGCUUCACACGCAGCGGUGGCAAUGCCACUCUCCAGGUGGACAACUAUCCAGUCAUUGAGCGCUACCCUCCAGGACACUAUGAUAAUGAGCGACUGGCUAUUGCUAGGCAAAGAAUCCCGUACAGACUCGGUCGGGUAGUUGACGAGUGGCUACUCGAUAAAGGGAGACAGCUGACCAUCUUUAACAGCCAGGCCGCCAUUAAAAUCGGCGGCCAGGACAAGGCUCGGCCUUUCCAGGGUCAGAUCUCUGGCCUCUACUACAACGGGCUGCAGGUGCUCAAAUUAGCGGCAGAGAACGACCCCAGCGUGCAGGUGGAAGGAAACCUCCGCCUGGUAGGCGAUGCGCUCUCCGUGCUGACUACAGACACGACCUCCGCCACCCCGCUGGCAGUGUCCGAUAUGUCCACCACCAUCAUGGAAACCACAACGACGAUGGCGACCACCACUACCCGAAGGCAGCGUUCGCCCAGCCUGAGGGACAGCAUCUCUAAGCCGCAGAACUCCGAUGAUAUUCUGGUGGCGUCGGCGGAGUGUCCGAGUGAUGAUGAAGAUCUGGAAGAGUGUGAGCCGGGAACAGGAGGUGAAUUAGUGUUGCCUAUUAUAACAGUGGAUUCCCUUGAGCCCCCAUCCAUCGCCACCCGUUACCCCGUCAUCCCUCCUCCCCCUACCCUCCUGUCCCCUUUCGAAACCACCAAAGAGUCUGUGAUAGUCCCCCCUCAUCCUUCCUGUCCCCCAGACCAGGAGGACUGUGGUGACGCCGUGGAGGUCUCGGCCUUCGGCUCCGGGGAGAUGACGGAAUCGGAUGACGAGGACUUUUACAAUAAUAACAACUCCCCGUUGGUCACUGACAGGACAGUCCUUCCGCCGCCUCCCGCCGGUGAGGGCGGAGUCCAGAAACCCCGCCCCUUACCCCCUUAUGUUCCCACCACCAACCCCAACCAGCUCCACAUCCCCGCAGGCAAAAUGAACACCCGAGACCAGGUGCUUCUGCCCCCUGCUCCCCCAUCCUCCCGAAACACUCCAGGACUAACUUACCCCCCCAAUUUUCCCCAUGUGCCCACAGCCGACCCCACCGCCUCCGACGAAAAGAUCCAACCGGGCGCCGUGGAGGUGAUCAGGGAGUCCAGUAGCACCACGGGGAUGGUGGUUGGUAUCGUGGCUGCUGCUGCUCUCUGCAUUCUAAUCCUCCUCUAUGCCAUGUACAAGUACCGCAACCGGGACGAGGGCUCCUACCAGACAGACCAGGGCCACAAUUUUGCCAACAAUUUCGCCGUGGAAGGCAACGGAGCGGUGGUCAAAGACAAAAGCACAGCGACGGCCUCCGUGGCCAAGGCAAUCACAAAAGGCAAAAAGAACAAGGACAAAGAAUAUUACGUAUGAGUAGGCGGGCCGGGACUGAGAGGAUGUGAGGGUGCUCCACUUUCCAAUCACCGUCAUUUGGUUUUCUUUUUCUCCGAUUGGACGUCAGACAUUUCACAGGUAAUUAAAGGCAACUGUCAAACGCAGACUUAAUACUAACUUACUCACAGUUGCACAGCUCCCAUAACGCUGUCGUCCGUCACCCACUUCUCGUAAGUGCUUCUUUUUAUGUUAACAACUGAGGAAGAGUCAUAUCCAGUGUUGCUUUGUACAUAGCACGGAUAUGAUGCAGCGAAAGGAACCGAGGUCGAGUUCCCUCAGUGUUUACUUUGUAACCUGUCUCAAGUGUCGACGUCUGACCUACUGAUCGAGUGGCUUUAGAACGUCAACACAACCUUGUAUUUGUCAUGUAAACUGUGAACCUGUGCGGUUUAAUUCCAAUGACCCCAAAAAAAUCUAUUACCCUAAUUUUCCUACCAUAAGGCACACCUGACACCAAAUUUGGCACGAAAAUGGCAUUUGUUCAUAGAUAAGCUGCACUGGACUACAGGCCGCAGCUGUCCUCACUAUAUCGUGGGAUAUUUACACCAAAAGAUAUUAACCGGUAAAACUUUAUUUGACAGCGCCAUCAUACGACUGUCAAAAGACCAAAUGAAGCACCAUGAAGCUUUGAACCAAUUGGCUGCAAAGCUUCAAGAAGCUUCAUUUGGCCAUCACUGCUCCCUUGGGGGAGACAGUCAACCUCUGCUGCCAUCUGUUGUCAACACUGUUGUCAUCCAACAUGCCUCUUAGCAUGCAUUGCAGCGCUACAGAUGUAAAUAACAAUCAAAAAUCAUUUUCUGUGCUAAAUAUUUCUUCUUUAUGGGUGAAACAUGGUAAUAUAACAAUGGUCACGAUGCAGAAAUUGCAGACAUCAAGGAGUGGUCGAGAUUUUCUUUUUCAUAUAUUUACCUUUUUAAACGUUUUUUUUUUUUUUUUCUCUCUGGAUCAAUUAUUUAUCAUCUAAGAUUUCGGAAAAAAAUGUGACAGAAACAGAUAAAAUACAGUUAAGCGAUAGUUAUGAGAUAAAUAUCCCUGACGUUUUUUACAGACGCCAUUUUUUUUCAUUGUGACAUAAUUUGUUUAAAAGUUUAAAAUAUGCGAGUGAAUAAUUUUUUAGUCGUUUUUUUUUUUUUUUUUUUUUUUUUUUUUUAUGAACUAUUAGACAUCAAUUAAUGAUUCUAAGCUAAAAAUGACAGACAUUUUGAAUAAUAAAUAUAAUUAUCUUCUUUUUAUGGCUGGGUUGAAACAAAAGCGGUUGUGCGACGUCUGUAAACGGGGGUUUUCAGGGUAAAACGGACAAAUUAAAAAUAGUUCGGGGGCUUAAUACGCCAUGAAUCUGCGAUGGCAGCAUAUAGACAUGUUCUAUCAAAGACAACAGUUGUUUUGGCUUAAAAUACAGCAGUUUCUUUUAAAGAGGAGUGCAAGAGCAGAAACUGCUUUUUCAGUCUUGUCUGUUUUCCGCCAUAUGCAUAUUUUAAUAAAUGGUUUUUAACCACUUCAAAUGUAAUAAUUAUGAUAAGUUUUAAACAUGUUACUGUCCCACCAAAUUAUUUUUAAACAAGAAUGAAUUAGCAAAAUACUUGUCUUUAUUCAAUGCUUCAUUGAGUGAGUGCACUCAAAUCCAUUCACGUUGCUGAGAGCAUUUACACUCAUAAUGAGUUGCCACAGCAAUCUACCGCUAGUGUAGUUAGUGCUUAACAAGCUAAACAAUUCGGUGCCUUUGAAGGUGACGCUCCCAAGCUUCUCUGGCAAGAUCAAAGCUUACCGCCUGUCAAUCAUCGUUAAAUUUAACAAGUAACUCCAGUGCACUGCCUGCCCAAGAAAAGCAGCAGGAUGGGGAGUGAAAGACUGUACGUUAUCGGAUCGCGACGUCUCUAUAAAAUGCUGUAUUUAUUUCUUUUUUAAAUUGAAAAAAAAUCCACCAUGGACUGAGGACGCGAAGUAGUGAGGGAUCACUGUACUGCAAAAAUCCAUUUGGAAAAAAUCAUUCAGCACGAGAAAACUGAUUACAAACAUAUUUCACGAGAGCCUUGGAACAGUGUGCUCGAGGAUUGGAAUAUUACAUGUGCCUUUAAAUUUUCCAUUCUUUAUUUCAAGCAUUGAAAUCAAGUCUCAAUGGAUCAAAAACACUUUCCUCAUCUGUUGAGGACCUUCUUUUGUUGAUUUGGAUCUAUGCUUGGGGUCAUUAUCAUGCUGAAAAAGGUUAGAUUUCUCUUCAGCGUCAACCCUGGAACAGUACACGUGGCCCUCAACCUUGUUGAAACCUCCAGUUCCAGCGAAAGAAAAGCAACCCCAAAUGUAUUAAAACAUGCGUCAGCGUGCUUUUCAUUUCACGGUGCACACACCUAAACAACCUGCUUCUAUUUUUCCUUAAUGAAUUUGUAGUGGGGGGAAAAGCCAAAACACUAUACAGUGCUUACAGUAACGUAAAGUAUUUGAACACCCUGCAAUUUGGAAGUUCUCCCACCUAGAAAUGAUGGGCAGGCUUGAUAUUUUCAUAGUUGGUGCUUGUCCACUGUGAGAGACGAUCCCAAAAAAUCCAGAAAUCACAGUGUAUGGUUUUUUUAAUCAAUUUAUUUGUAUUAUACUGCAGAAAAUAAGUAUUUGAACACCUGAGAAAAUCAUUUGGUACAUAUUUGGUACAGCCUUUGAUUACUAUUACAGAGGUCAAACGUUUCCUGUAACUUUUCACGUGGUUUGAACACACUACAGCAAGGAUUUUGCAGCACAGCUCCUCACAGGUCUUCUCUAGAUCAAUCAGGUUUCUGGGCUGUCACUGAGAUACACGGAGUUUGAGCUUCCUCCAAAGAUUUUCAAUUGGGAUUAGGUCUGGAGACUGGCUGGGCCAUUCCAGAACCUUGACAUGCUUUUUACCAAGCCACUCUUUGGUUAUUCUGGCUGUCUGCUUUGGGCCAUUGUCAUGUUGGAAGACCUAGUCACGACCAAUUUUCAAUGCUCUAACUGAGGGAAGGAGGUUAUUCCCCAAAAUCUAACAUUACAUGGCCCUGGGGAUCCCCAAAAUCUAACAUUACAUGGCCCUGGUGAUCCUCUCCUUAAUACCGUGCAGUUGUGUAGGCCCACAUGCAGAAAAACACCUCCAAAUCAUGAUGCUACCACCCCCAUGCUUCACAGUAGGGAUGGUGUUCUUGGGAUGGUACUCAUCAUCAUUCUUCCUACAGACACCAUGAGUGGAAUUAAGACCAAAAAGUUGGCUGGCUGUCUGCUUUGGGCCAUUGUCAUGUUGGAAGACCCAGUCACGACCAAUUUUCAAUGCUCUAACUGAGGGAAGGAGGUUAUUCCCCAAAAUCUAACGUUACAUGGCCCUGAGGAUCCCCAAAAUCUAACAUUACAUGGCCCUGGUGAUCCUCUCCUUAAUACAGUGCAGUCGUGUAGGCCCACAUGCAGAAAAAACCCUCCAAAUCAUGAUGCCCUGCUUCACAGUAGGGAUGGUGUUCUUGGGAGGGUACUCAUCAUCAUUCUUCCUACAAACACCAUGAGUGGAAUUAAUACCAAAAAGUUGGCUGGCUGUCUGCUUCGGGCCAUUGUCAUGUUGGAAGACUCAGUCACGACCAAUUGUCAAUGCUCUAAGGCAGGGGUCCCCAAACUAACAAAAAAUAAAAUUUGAAAAAAAAAUUUGGGGAAAAAAAAAAAAAACCUAGUGAAAAGUUACAGGAAACGUUUGUCCUCUGUAAUUGUAAUCAAAGGCAAAUAUUGACAUUUAUUUUCUCAGGUAGUCAAAUACUUAUUUGCAGCAGUAUAAUACAAAUAAAAUGAUUUUUAAAAAUCAUACACUGUGAUUUCUGGAUAUUUUUUUAUCUUGUCUCACAGUGGACAAGCACCAAUUAUAAAAAAUUUCAAAUUUUAUUUAUUUAUUUUUUUUCCAAUAGUAUUAUUUAUUUCCUGGCUUUUUUCUGUGACGAACCCAGAGAGGGUUAUUUGGUUAUUAUUUAUUUAAUUAUUAGUGUUAUAUUAUAUUAUUAUUUUAUUUACUUUUGUUCCGUGAAGAAUCCAGAAAAGGUUAUUUGAUUGUGGCUUUCUGAAAAACAAUAGAUCUUUACAUUUUGGCACUCUUGCAAUCGUCACACCUUUUCUGUGGCCCUCACAGGAAAAAGUUUGGGGACCCCUGCUCUAAGGGAAGAAGGUUAUUCCCUAAAUCUCACAAUACAUGGCCCUGGUGAUUCUCUCCUUAAUACAGUGCAGUCGUCUAGUCCAGGGGUCCCCAUCUGCCCGGCCGCCCGUUAACACGAUAAUUUUGACAGCCCUAAUAUAAACACAUAAUAAAAUAAAUAAUAGCCCAUUUAAAUAAAAUUGAAAUGAGCUAAAACAGCUGUAAUUAAAUAAUAAGAAUAAUACACAGAACCUGCUUACACAAUUAAAUCUAUUAAUUUCUGUGUGGCGCUUUAACUUGAGAAAAUCCACCAAUAAAGCUUUUGAAAACCGUUCAUAAGAAAAAGAUUCAUUGAGGCAUUUCAUUUGUAAAAUACAUGUGAAAAUCUUUGUGAUUGGAAUUGCUUUUCUCUUUAGCACAGGGCUUCUUUUUUCUUCUUUCUUUCAGAAAGAAAGCUGACCAAUACGCGGGGUCUGAAAGGCAAAUUGUGGUGUGUGUUAUUAUCUUUAAAUUCCCCGCUACUUUUUAAGCAGAAUUCUAGCUUUGUAUAGGCUAAUGUUCCUAUUGUUGAAAGCACAAAAGUGUGUAAUAAACAACUAGCACAUUUAUAUUUCGCAUUUUGUUUUCUUACUGUACCGAAAAUGACCUCAAAACCGAGGUACGAACCGAACCGAGAUUUUUGUGUACCAUUACACCUAGGGUUGUUCCGAUCAUGUUUUUUUUGCUCCCGAUCCAAUCCCGAUCGUUUUAGUUUGAGUAUCUGCCGAUCCCGAUAUUUCCCGAUCCGAUUGCUUUUUUUUGCUCCCGAUUCAAUUCCAAUCAUUCCCGAUAAUUUUUCCCGAUCAUAUACAUUUUGGCAAUGCAUUAAGAAAAAAAUGAAUAAAACUCGGACGAAUAUAACAUUCAACAUACAGUACAUAAGUACUGUAUUUAUUUAUUAUGAUAAAUCCUCAAGAUGGCAUUUACAUUAUUAACAUUCUUUCUGUGAGAGGGAUCCACGGAUAGAAAGACUUGUAAUUCUUAAAGGAUGAAUGUGACUUUGUAUAUUGUGACUAAAUAUUGCCAUCUAGUGUAUUUGUUGAGCUUUCAGUAAAUGAUACUGUAGCCAUUUAACUGUUCUGCCCAAAUGCAUGAUGGGAAGUGCAACCAUGACUGUGCGUAGUGGCACCAAUUGAUAUAUCUUCUCUGCGUUGGGAAAUAACAUAGGGUGUUAGGAAAAAGAUCAACUACUACCUUUCUUCCCCACAUUGCUUCCCACGACAUUUCUAAUUGUGGAGAGAGGGAUUUUAAGGCUUUAGCCAAUUAUAAAAAGGCUCCAAAGACUGCCUAAAUUCACUCUACUCUUUUUACAUUAUCUUUUAGCUCUAUUAGUAAGUAAAACGGCGCCAUUAUAGAUUGAACGCGACAGUGCGUGAGUGGGUCGUGCAGCGCAUGCGUUAAUUGCGUUAAAUAAUUUUACGUGAUUAAUUUAAAAAAUAGUUACCGCUGUUAACGCGAUAAAUUUGAUAGCCCUUCUUUAAGCCAAAACUAAAGACUCUGGAUGAGUGUAAGACAUUUUGUCUGUAACGUUAAAUACAAAUAGAAAAAUAGAAAAAUUUAAAAAUAUAAAUAUAUUUAAAAAGGCAUGUCCGAUAUUUUUUUGCCGAUUCCGAUACUUUGAAAAUGACGUGAUCGGACCCGAUCGCAUCUUUAAUUACACCCCUACUUUUAACAGAAACAAGACCAAACCUAACUACAACGAACCACAUUGGUCAUAAAUUGAAUUAAAUCCCUUGAUACAUACUUUCUCGAACUGUAAUUACAGUAUUUCAUCAAUGUUCCAUACUACACUGGUGUAAGAAAAACGCACAGGUUGGGGUCUUUUUUCAUUUUGAACAAAAAAAUGCAACUCUAGCACGGUUGUGUUCACUUUCUACAGCCACUUUCUUAAAAGCAGAACAGACCGUUGUUGAGUUUUUGUGGCACACGAGCAAAAAAAAAUAAGAGAACGCCUUUCAUUUCUGUAAUACAUUUUCUCAGCCAUAAUGCAUAAUGAGGGUUUGAUGCCCCGCAGCCUGCCCUGCCUCCGUCCGCAAGAGAUGAUCCUCAUGAAAAAUACAGGAUGCUUAAAAAGGGAUAUCACUCAACACAAUCUGGCUGUUGAACACCGCAGUAAGGCAGACGGGAAUCAUUUUUUUUCUGUGUGGUCGGUGUAGCGUUUCAUUCAAAAUAGGAGUAAAUGUGAAAAGUUCAGUCGACACCAAGUGAAGGUAUAUUUGUAAACAUUGCUUGUAUGUAUAUAUAGAGGCUAGCACAUUGUGGAUGCUAAAUUACAGAGAAGAUUUUAGCGUCCGAGAUGCUCGUCGCUCUCCCACCUCCCUCACAGCUUCACGACGAUGACCCAAAAACGCUGAGGCCCAACUUUCGGGCCGAGGAACAAUUUGCUUCUUGAAAAGUGACAAUGGAGCCAGCUCACUGUCCAUCAUGUACCCACCAUUAAAAGAGAAAAAAAAACUGUUAAGGGAUGAUUCUAAAAGCACACAGGAAAUGUAAACAUAUCGUGGAAACAUAGAUAUUCCUUGUAAAGCAGCCAAACAUGUAUUGUUCUUUUUCUAUCAGUGACUUAUUCCAGGAGAUGAAUAAUUGAUGAUGUGUGAAUUGUAUUGAUAUUUCUCUGAUAUUUCGAUGUACCUUGUCACCGCUCCUCUUAACACGUUCCGUUUUAGAUUGCCUUUGACUCGAGACAAAAAGCACACACUCUCCUCUGAUAGCUGCAAACAUCUUGUGUUCCUGCAUUAUUCAUGGCUCAGAUGAAGCUGAGAAAACACAAGGAUGGGACAAACAAAUGUUUUUGUUUCAUUGCAUUGUGCAUUUUAUAUGUGCUGAAUCUGUUACUCAAUGGAUCUAAUAAUAUAAAGCCAUUUCCUCUG
This is a messenger RNA of Corythoichthys intestinalis (scribbled pipefish), 14562 nucleotides long. It is a transcript of the gene nrxn2a, whose product is annotated as neurexin 2a. The coding region runs from base 2599 to 7524 and encodes 1641 amino acids. The transcript has 22 exons. Lineage: Eukaryota; Metazoa; Chordata; Actinopteri; Syngnathiformes; Syngnathidae. The record is from RefSeq and is a predicted model, not a curated record.